AUGAAGUCGAUUUUUGGGCUUGCGGUCGCUCUCUCAGGCAACUUUGCUUUUGCCUCCAAGCUCUACGCUGCUUCUUAUGGAGGUUCCGUGUACUCUCUCGAGCUGACUAGAGCCAAUGGAUCUUAUGAGCUGUCUACUAUCGACAAGUCACAAGAUUGUGGCAUAAGCCCCUCUUGGCUGAUGCUGGACCAGCCUCACGGAAUAUUAUACUGUCUGAACGAGGCUAUCGGUGCUACCAAUGGCAGCAUCACCUCAUUCAAGGCCCAUGAGGACGGGUCACUUAGCACCAUUGAACGCUUGACAACUCCUGGAGGCCUGGUCAUGUCCGCUAUGUUCUCUGCGCCCGGUGUUAAGGACUCCGAAUUCUUUGCUGUAGCCCACUACGAGACUUCCACUGUGACCAACUACGCUGUGGAUCGUGUCAAGGGCGAAUUCCACAACUUGCAGACCUUUCACUUUGAGAUGUCUCACCCUGGUCCUAACACCACUCGACAAGACGCUCCUCAUCCCCACGGUGUCUUCAUCGAUCCCUCGAGGCGCUUCGUUCUGGUACCUGAUCUCGGUGCAGAUCUCAUUCGCAUCUUCUCCAUCCACUCUUCCAAUGGUACCCUGAAGCCCAUGGAACCGUACCACGCUACUCCAGGAUCUGGUCCUCGCCAUAUUACUUUCUGGGCCCCUAAGGGAACAAGAAGCACUACUGACAACGUGUACAUGUUUCUUGUACAUGAGCUCACCAACAUGGUCAGCGGCUUCCGCGUAAACUACCGCGAACACGUCAUAUCCUUCGAGAAGAUCUUUGAGGGCACUUCUUUUGGCAAUCAAACAGCACCCUCCAGCUCCAAGGUUGCGGAAAUUAAAGUCUCGCCCGAGAACAACCACAUUGUUGUGAGUAACCGUCUAGAUAACACAUUCGGCCGCAACAAUGACUCCAUUGCCAUUUUCAAAAUUGCCGAUGCAAGCGGGGAAUACUUCACCGGUGUCCACUUCGUUGGCCUCUACCCGGCCUUUGGCUCGUCUGUGCGCCAGUUCGAUAUUGGUGGCUCUCCUGACAGACUUGGCCUGGCUCUUGAGGUCAGCCAGAAGGUUGGCGUUGCUCAGUGGGAUACGCAUGCUGGAGUCCCUGGCAACUUGCUUGCUGAGAAGACCCUGGACGGUGAUGUUCCCGCUGUCGUUUGGGCUGACUAA
Molecule: messenger RNA, 1185 nt
Organism: Penicillium odoratum
Lineage: Eukaryota; Fungi; Ascomycota; Eurotiomycetes; Eurotiales; Aspergillaceae
Product: Cytochrome cd1-nitrite reductase-like C-terminal heme d1
Exons: 3
Coding region: 1-1185 (394 amino acids)
Molecular function (GO): 6-phosphogluconolactonase activity; protein binding
Source: RefSeq, a predicted model, not a curated record